Messenger RNA from Cladophialophora carrionii CBS 160.54, 1200 nucleotides. RefSeq lists its product as uncharacterized. The transcript is spliced from 2 exons. The record is from RefSeq and is a predicted model, not a curated record. Bases 1 to 1200 code for a protein of 399 amino acids. NCBI's taxonomy places the organism in Eukaryota, Fungi, Ascomycota, Eurotiomycetes, Chaetothyriales, Herpotrichiellaceae.
AUGCCGCCUGUUCUGUUUGAUAUCGUCCGUCGCAGCUUCGACCCUGGCGAGCCGUCACGCGAGUUCUGGGCGCAAUGGAAAAACCCCGGAGAUGUCUUCUCAGUACUGCUGAUCCUUGGUGGUGAUGUUGUCGCGCGAUGGGUUGCCUUCGCCGUUACUGCCGUUGUGUCCGCCGUGGGCGAGAACAAACUCAUGCCUCUCCCGGACUGCGCCUGCAAAGUAAUCAACGGGGAGUCUGGCUAUGUUCGAGAGAACACCUCAUGGAUCAUCGGACGAAUAGUCAGAGACUUCGAUCACUGGAAGGACGCAGCUGUUACCUCAAAGGUGAAAGAGCUGGUUGAGAAGAAGUUCGAGUUCGACAAAGCCAAGGCGCUGCAAGAAACAGGCUCUUCAGCAUCAGUCGAGAAAUCUACCCAAGCUGGGCUUUGCGUGUCCGUCUACGAGGCUGAACCUGCGCGCAGAGGCUAUCCUGGCUAUGACGCUCUGUAUUGGAUCGGGUUUCUCACCACUUUUGUCCAACUGGGCAUCGCCGCCAUUCCAGCAGGCAUCUUCGGAGACUGGGGGAUCUUCCUGAUUACGAUCGCUGGCAUUUUACUAUCUGUUGUGACAGGUGCUCUUCCACAGUGGGCCAAGGAGAAGUGGGCCUGCCGAAGCAAGUCUAAGAAGAACGUGAUCUUGACAAGGGGGAAUGGCAGCCAGCACGCUGUUGUCAUUCUCGGCAAUGGAAACGGACUCGAUCUUGAAGAUCUUGCGGCUGGUCAGACGAACGUUGACGUUUCAGCUUCUUGGUUUACCCGGGUCACACUGAUCGCACUGGCCUUGCUCUGGAUCCUGCUUCUGAUCACGGCCGCUGGCAUUCAGCAGAAUACUUGGUUCUUGCUUGCUAUUGGCGGUGUGGGCAUCCUUCAGAACAUCUUCGUCGCCGGAUGGAGACGCGAUCCGAAAGCCUUUGGUGUCCCGCUCCAAUUUGUCAAGGUCAUCGGUGAGAAUAAGGUGAUGGAGGCUCUUUAUAAAGUCGAGGAAGACUAUCACCAUGUUGGCGCCAGCCUGAUCGACACGUUCUUCCCUGGCAAGCUCAGAUCCGGCGAGAAAACAAGGUGGGAGGACUAUGCGAGAAUUGCUAAACAAAAGGACGACGCGGCGAAGGCGGCGGCGCAAGCCGGCAGGCAGCAGAAUGGUGGAACUCAGAACACCGCAUGA